AUGGCGCAUUUCAACACCAUGGCCAGCCCUCAAACCAUCUCGUCACGCACUGCGACAUCACCGUCUGGUAGUAGAACUAUGCAAAGUCGCCCUCAGCCCGUCCUCCGUUUGUCGGCUCCAUCGGGCGUGCUGCGCCUACGAGCAGAACCGUCAGAGAGGCGACACAUCCAGUGGGCUGAGGAUGUAAUCGACAACGAAGGCAUGGGCAAAAAGUCAUCAAAAGUCUGCUGCAUCUACCACAAACCCCGCGCUGCCGACGAAUCUUCCGACGACGACUCUUCAGAUUCUUCAUCUGACUCCGACUCUGACUCUGAGCCCGACAACAGCACCGCCCGACCUGCGGGGAGGAUCGGCGGCGCACGAGGACGACGACCACACCAACGCGACCAUGAUGAUUGCGGAGACGUUCACGAUCACGGUGAGGGACCGAGCCAGCCGCAGAAGCACCGGAGGCAGCGGAGGAAGCCUAGCCCGAAUGCGUACGAGAAGAUGCCGAAGCAGAAGAAGUAG
This is a messenger RNA of Pyrenophora tritici-repentis Pt-1C-BFP, 510 nucleotides long. Its product is annotated as putative type 1 phosphatase regulator ypi1 protein. NCBI's taxonomy places the organism in Eukaryota, Fungi, Ascomycota, Dothideomycetes, Pleosporales, Pleosporaceae. Gene Ontology annotation, cellular component: nucleus. Gene Ontology annotation, molecular function: protein phosphatase 1 binding; protein serine/threonine phosphatase inhibitor activity. The record is from RefSeq and is a predicted model, not a curated record.